AACGAGAAAAGGGAAGAGUCGUACUGCAUACGAAAAUGUCAAUGCCGUGGUUAUUCGUUGCCCUCCGCAAUCACCGUUGAGCCCAAACAGCUCCACCCAAGGCGGGGGCCGGGGCCGGGGCCGAGGCCGAGGGCGAGGCCGAGUCAGCCCCACCUCCCCCCACCCCCGGUCAGCGCACCGCCCAUGCCCCGGUGGAGGCGGCCCACCUCCCCACCCACGCCCUCCCAGCCGCCCCCCAACUAAUGAGAUCACCGAGGAUCCUCUACUCAUUCUCUCUCCCUCUCUCAUCGGGAGCGGUGCGCCCACUCCGCUGGCUUGCGUGCGGGCCGCACCCUAAGCCGCCCACCCCCGGGCGGUGCCCCGACUCACUACCAAACAAAACCACACCAUCUCAUUAUUGCAUCCCCCUCCUCCCUCUCUUCCCACCGCCGCCGCCUCCUCCUCCUCCUCCCGUUUUCCCCAAACCACCACCGCCACCACCUCCUCUUCCGUGAUGGCCGCCGCGCCCAACUCCUCCCAGAACCAUCCCCCCUCCCCCACCGAACCUGGAUCCCCGUCCCUUUCCCCAUCAUCUGACAGAUCUCCUUCCCCUCCCCCCCGCCCGGCCUCCCUCCCGCCUCCACCUCCCGCCUCGGCACCCUCCGCCUCUCGCCGCCUCGCCGCCCCCAUCUGGAACCACGAGGAGACCCUCGCUCUCAUCGAGGCCUACCGCGGCAAGUGGUACGCCCUCCGCCGCGGCAACCUCCGCGCCCCCCACUGGGAGGAGGUCGCGGAUGACGUCGCCCGACGCUGCCCUUCCGGCCUAUCGCCUCCCAAAACCGCCGUCCAGUGCCGCCAUAAGGUCGAGAAGCUCCGCAAGCGCUACCGCGGCGAGAUGCAGAAAUCCCUCCGCCUUGAUCCGUCCCUCGCCCCCGUCUCCUCCUGGGUCUACUUCCCCAUGAUGGACGCUAUGGAAGUUGGAGGCGGCGGCGGCCCCCGCCGCCCCUUCGCCUUUCCUUCCUUCGCCGCUCCACCGCCCCCUUCUGAUGACGACGACGAGGAGUUAGAAGAAGACAAUAACGACGAUGAUGACUUCGACGGGCGCCGCGGGGCCGGAGGAUGGGGCAGCAGACGCAGCGCUCAGCGCCAGAUGGCUAAUGGUCGGGGAGGGAUCGGCGAACUCACCUUCUCGAUACCGAAGGCGGUGCGAUCUAAGAUCUCUAGGACCGAGGACAGGUCCGCGUCCAACUACAUCAUGAGCCCUAACCCUACAACUCGAUUCUUCAAGGGUUACAGUGGCAGCAGUGGCCAGCCCUCGAUGGGGGAGAUGCGACGCAGUCUCGAGAAGAAACGAAGGAGGGUGGAAACAGAACAGAGCGCAGUCAGCGAUAUGGUCGCGGCAGUGAGGAUGCUGGGUGAUGGGUUUCUGAGGAUGGAACAGAGGAAGAUGGAGAUGGCGAGGGAGAUGGAGAAGGUAAGAAUGGAGAUGGAGAUGCAGCGCACAGAACUCAUCCUCGAUUCACAGCGCCGGAUUCUGGAUGCUUUCCUGAAGGGCUUCUCUGCAAAGAAGCGAGCUAAGGUCUUGCCGGAGGACUGAUAAGGUCUUUACCCUCUUUGCUUUCUGACUUGUUAGAUUAGAUUUCUUGAUGUAGAAGAAUUCGCAUGUUUUUUUUAGCUUAUUGAAUAGUGGUUUGCUAUUUGUUGCUAUAUUAGCUUGUGGUGAUCGAACAAUAUAUAUAAGUUUCUGGCUUCAAUAUCCAAUCUUGGGGGACCAGCAAGGUCCUUAUCUUC
Messenger RNA from Zingiber officinale, 1770 nucleotides. Its product is annotated as trihelix transcription factor ASIL2-like. Bases 494 to 1576 code for a protein of 360 amino acids. Gene Ontology annotation, cellular component: nucleus. The transcript has a single exon. Gene Ontology annotation, molecular function: transcription cis-regulatory region binding. The record is from RefSeq and is a predicted model, not a curated record. NCBI's taxonomy places the organism in Eukaryota, Viridiplantae, Streptophyta, Magnoliopsida, Zingiberales, Zingiberaceae.